This is a messenger RNA of Phlebotomus papatasi, 3636 nucleotides long. RefSeq names its product cytosolic purine 5'-nucleotidase (gene Nt5b). The transcript has 5 exons. The record is from RefSeq and is a predicted model, not a curated record. Lineage: Eukaryota; Metazoa; Arthropoda; Insecta; Diptera; Psychodidae. Gene Ontology annotation, molecular function: 5'-nucleotidase activity. The coding region runs from base 803 to 2545 and encodes 580 amino acids.
AGUUGCGAUCGUCGCGUUUUCGUGAGCACAUUCUGCCAAGAGUGUUGUUUGUGCACUGGUCUCGAAAAGAAAAUUCCCACAGAGUGAAAAUAUAUUCACAAAUUGCCCCCUCUCUUUGAUAUUUUAGAGGCUCCCACUUGGGGAUUUUGUGUGUUGGUGACGGUCAAAGACAAUUUUUAAUAAUAGUUUUCAUAGCUCUGAGGCGCACUCAACAUUUUUACCUCCUCUCCAAAUCAUCACAUUUUUCCUCACUCUCUCGCCAAUAUUAAAAUAUAUAUUAUAUUUCUUGUUUUAUUUUUCUUCUUGUGCUUUUUCCAACACUCCAAAAUAUAGUGAAAGUGCUUUUAUAAAGUUGUUAUUCCCUAAAGAAUAUUUACUCUCAAAAAGUUAUUCCUCCAAGUGACAAACAGUGGCAAAUAAUCACAGUAUUUGCCCACUUUUGAGACUAUAUAAAAAAAAUCAUAAUUUUAUAUUGUUCAAACUUUAGUGCCCAAUUAAGUGUGUCAAUGUGUAACAUUUAACAAAGAAUUAUUUUGUGUAGUAAAACAAAAGGUGUUUUCAGGUCGUGCCAUGCACUUCUUCCCCCCAAAAGACAUUCAAUUAUUUUCUGCUAGUUGAACUUACAAUAUUAAAUGGUUUUUUUUUUUUGGUGAAUGAUAGCAGUUUGAAUGCACUGAACACAUUUUUAUUGUGUUGAACUUUUUCAAUUAGAAAAUUUUCAUAUUAUUGCAUUAGUAAAUAUUUGUGGUAGACAAAGAGAAGCACAAAGUAGCAAAAAUUAAAAUUACAAAAAACAAUCAAGAUGAGAGAAGAUGAAUUAUAUCAUUUUGAUUAUUUAAACAGUGGUGAUGGUAUUUGUGAAAGAUUCAGUGAAGAUUUUCUCUAUAAUUCACAUAACAGUCGUGAAAUGAUCUCUGACAAAAUUUUCGUUAAUCGAUCACUCCACUUGGAGAACAUCAAAUUCUAUGGCUUUGAUAUGGAUUACACGCUGGCGGAGUACAAAUCUCCCCAAUAUGAACAAUUAGGAUUUGAUCUCGUGAAGGAACGCUUAGUCAAUAUGGGAUAUCCCAACGAAAUUCUUCAAUUUGAAUAUGAUCCAUCAUUUCCAAUUAGAGGACUAUGGUUCGAUACACUCUACGGAAAUUUGCUCAAAGUGGACGCUUAUGGAAAUAUUUUAGUCUGUGUACAUGGCUUUGAAUUUCUCAAGCAUUCCCAAGUUUAUGAUUUCUACCCAAAUAAAUUCCUCAAGUUGGAUGAAUCUCGUGUCUAUGUGCUCAACACUCUCUUCAAUUUGCCUGAAACAUACUUGUUGGCGUGUCUGGUGGACUUCUUCACCAACUCCAAAGAGUACACAAGGGAGAAGAAUGGCGUCAGAUGUGGUCAACUUUUCAUGUCUUACAAAUCAAUCUUCCAGGACGUAAGAGGAGCUGUGGACUGGGUUCAUAUUCAAGGAGAUCUCAAAACGCGCACUAUUGAGAAUUUGGAAUAUUAUGUAAAGAAAGACCCAAGAUUGCCUAUGGUUCUAUCCAGAAUCCGCGAAAGUGGCUCGAAGGUCUUCUUACUCACGAAUAGUGAUUUUAAGUUCACGGACAACAUUAUGACGUACCUCUUCGACUUUCCACAUGGCGCCAAGAUGGAUGAACCCCAUCGAAACUGGAGGACAUACUUCGACCUGAUUGUCGUGGAUGCUGGAAAGCCUCUAUUCUUCGGUGAGGGCACGAUUCUGCGUCAAGUGGACACAAAUACUGGAGCACUGAGGGUGGGAAAGCACAUGGGACCCUUGCAGGUUGAGCAUGUUUACUCUGGUGGUUCCUGUGACGUCUUUACAUCUUUGAUUGGCGCCAAAGGGAAGGAUGUGCUCUAUAUUGGGGAUCAUAUAUUCGGUGACAUUCUCAAGAGCAAGAAAAUCCGUGGAUGGAGAACUUUUCUGAUAGUGCCUGAACUUGUGCAAGAACUCCAUGUUUGGACGGACAAAUGCCAAUUAUUUGCUGAACUGCAGCAGUUGGACAUUAUGCUGGGGGACAUGUACAAGAAUAUGGAUUCGAGUGCAAAGGAGAAACCGGAUAUUUCGCAAGUUCGUGCUUCAAUUCGUGACGUUACGCACAAGAUGGACUUGGCAUAUGGAAUGAUGGGCUCACUCUUCAGAUCCGGCUCCAGGCAGACAUUCUUCUCUAGUCAAGUGGUCAGAUAUGCCGAUCUGUAUGCUGCCAGCUUCCUCAAUCUCAUCUACUACCCCUUUUCCUACAUGUUCCGUGCACCAGCUAUGCUCUUGCCGCACGAAUCGACCGUUGCGCACGAACAGCGGUUCAUCAUGGAUAAACCAAUGAUAUCUAGGACUAGAUCGAAGAUUGAGAUGAUUGGGACAUUCGAUGGAGAAGCGCCAGAUGCACUCAAUCAACUAGAUAACAAUUCAGAUUUGAAGCUCUCUGGAUUCAAUGAUGAGGCAACAGUUCCCCACACCAGACCCGAAACUCCAAGAUCAGUUACUCACAAUCACGAUGAAGAUUUCACAGAUGAGGAGAGUGACAGCAAUAAGGGGCAAUAAAGCACUGUUUAUCUAUAGGAUUGUUAACAUUAUAUAGGAAAUUGCUUCCACAAAUAUUAAAAAAAAAAUGCUCCAAUUAAGUAAGUAUAUAUAAAAAUGAGAGGAAAAUAUAAUUCACUAAAAUUUGAAACGCUUUGUACAAAAUGAGAGAAAUAGACGGAAUUUUUGUGUUAGUUGAAAUUCCUUCAGUUAUUUUUUUGUUGAUUAAAUAGAAAUUACUUGUAAAAAAUUUAGGGGGAAGAAUAAAACAAUUUAUCAGGGAUUCCGAAUAAAGCACUGCGAUGAACUUGAAAAUCUUAUGUUGUGGUUCAAGUGAAGUCAAAUAGUGCAUGUCUAUUUUUUAUUCAGUGUCAGCGACUGAAUUUCUUAAACGAUUCAAAUGCUAAACUUGUUGAUAUAGAAUUAAUUAUAUAUACAUCUCUCUCUCUCACUUUAUCUUACACCUUAACGCGUUCUUCCAAUUUCAAACUAAUGCGACAUACUCUGUAGAAAAUGUCUAGAAAUUUAUUAAUUGAUUGUCUCAACAAAGUUUUAAAAAAAAACACUUGCAGUGCUUUUUGCAUUAUCUUUCUGCUUAAGAAAAAUGGUCGAUAGUAAAACAAGAGUCGUAAAGUUUUCCUAACAAAUGAGUCAUUUGCAAUUAAUUAUUCACUUCAAGUUUUAAUUUAUUAUUCUGUAACUUACUGUUUUUAAAGCUGAGUAAGACAACGGUGAAAUGAACCACUGAUUAAUUUUAUAUUCGCGAUAUUGAGAUUUUAAAGUACUUUUUACCGUGCAUAUUUUUUAAUAUGAAUAUUUUUUGAUAAAUUUUAUUUUCCAAAUAAUUAAAAAAAAAACUUUUAUUUAACCAAAUUAAAACCCUUUUAUUGGCCAAAGCGAUUAAAUUAUCUCCCAAAUAUUUAAAAUAUAUCCUGUUUUUUUUUUAUUUUUUAAUUAAUUAUGAGAAAUAAAUUGUGGAUGCAAUAGAAAUGUUUUGUAAAUUUUGAACUUUUGCACAAUAGAAAAGUUGAUAAUAGAAAAAUAAUAUCAUUGUCCUGUAAAAGAAAAACAUAUUGAUUGCAAUGAAAAAUAACAUUUAUUAAUUAUUGCAA